UGAUGCGCGGGCGACCGCACGGAGGUGAUGCAUUAUUGUGGAAUAAAAGUGUCUAUAAGAAUGUGUCGGAUGUUUAGUGCGUUAAUCCGUGUAUUUGUGCGAUAAUAAUAAGUAUGCAGUCUAUGUCAUGUUUAGUAUUUACUGUCUAUAUGCCCACGGAUAAAUCGGAUAUUAUCACGGAUUUCACAGAAUGCCUUAGCGCGAUAAGCCUUGCGCGCCUCAAGAAAUAUACAAUCGUUCGGGAAUAUGUGUCUGCAAUGCAACAUAUUGCGAUACAAUCACGAAAGAAACUGUAAAUCCCGGCAGAUUUAUGGCGUAUACGUCGUCAGAGAAUGGAUUGCGUUUCCAGAAAGUAACCUCGCUCAUCGAAGUAUUUCGUAAAUUAUCCGAUUGUUCUACGACAAUAGAACUGGAUCCCACGACUAAAUACCAGACUAUACAUGGUUUCGGAGGCGCUGUCACCGAUUCUGCGGGCUUCAUUUGGAACAACAUUCAAGAUGAAGGCCUAAAGCAAGCUUUGAUUGAUUCAUACUUCAGCGAUACUGGAUUAGAGUACAACAUGAUUAGAACACCGAUAGGAGGUAGUGAUUUUUCAAGCCGCGCAUACACUUUGAACGACUAUCCUCUCGAUGAUAAGGAGCUCGGAAACUUCAGUUUAACCUACGAAGAUUACAAUUAUAAGUUGCCAAUGAUAAAAGCUUGCAUAGCUGCAGCGAGCUCGCAGGUCUUCAUGGUUGGAACAACGUGGUCACCUCCAGCGUGGAUGAAGACUUCCGGAUCAUUAACGGGCGUUGGUUUUCUUAAGGAAGAGUAUUUUGAGGCGUAUGCUAAUUACCACAAGAAGUUCCUAGAAGAAUACAAAAGGAACAACAUUUCUUUUUGGGCUAUAACUACCACAAAUGAACCUUUGAAUGGUGUUGUAGAUCUACCGGACUUCAAUUGUCUUGGUUGGACAAUCGAGGGGAUGGGUUCAUGGAUUGUUGAUUAUCUAGGACCGACAAUCAAGAAUUAUGAUUCCACAAUUAAAAUUCUUGGUAUUGACGAUCAAAGGAAUACACUACCUAUUUGGUUUACAGCAGUAAUAUUGAAGCGUCCCGAAGUUGCGCAGGUUCUUGAUGGGAUCGCCCUCCACUUUUAUUUUAACGAUAUAACGCCGCCUUCAAUGACAACGACGGUUCUUAAAGACUAUCCAGACCUUUUCUUAAUAUCCACGGAGGCUUCGAUUACGGAGACAAAGGGUGUUGACCUCGGCUCUUGGGACGGCUUAGAGAAGUACGCUGUUUCUUUAAUACAGGACUUGAACUAUAACUACACCGGUUGGAUAGAUUGGAAUUUGUGUCUCGAUACUGAAGGUGGUCCAAAUUGGGUCAAAAAUUAUGUCGACUCGCCGAUCGUUGUCGACGCGGAGGCAGGUGUCUUCUACAAGCAGCCGAUAUUCUAUGCUAUGGGUCAUUUCUCGAAGUUCAUCCCUAGAGGCUCGAGGAGGAUCAAGUCUACGGAGAAAUAUAACUGUUCAAACGCUUUGAAACACGUAGCCUUUUUGACACCAGAAAAUACUAUCGUCGUGGUUCUUCUUAACGAAGAUAACAAAGACAGAGUUAUUCGUUUGAAGUUCGGUGACAAUCAAGCGAAGGUGCUUGUCGAGGGAAAGUCUAUAAUCACCGUCGAGUUCAACAACGAAGUUCAAGACGAUUCUUGCGACUGUGAUUGAUUGCGAAUAAACAGAAUCUAAUAAAGUUU
This is a messenger RNA of Bombyx mandarina (wild silkworm), 1740 nucleotides long. RefSeq names its product lysosomal acid glucosylceramidase. Gene Ontology annotation, biological process: glucosylceramide catabolic process. The record is from RefSeq and is a predicted model, not a curated record. Lineage: Eukaryota; Metazoa; Arthropoda; Insecta; Lepidoptera; Bombycidae. Gene Ontology annotation, molecular function: glucosylceramidase activity.